UAGCUUGCCAAGAAAAUGGGCAAACCAAUCCAUAAUUAGCGAAAGGGACUGCCCGUUAAUUGAAGAGUGAACCGAAGAAAAGGCCGAGAUAGAAGAAAACAUUAUUUUCGUGUUCUAGUUAUUCACGUGCCACGCGACGGUCUUCAAGGCAAAAUCAGCGAUGAUAUAUGCACGUUCGAGCGGAGGGUCUUAAAGAGCAAUUUUCAGCAACUACCCCGGAGAUUCUUCGACGACUAAUAACCGGGAUAAGCGUCGAAAUGAAAGUCAUAGCUUCCCGGGGCGCGCUCGCGCGACCGUCUCUUUCGCGAAGGGGUGGAGGAGAGCGCCUUUGAUAUCCGGGGUUGUUCGCUGGGACACGAGGGCCACGCGCGCUCUCGCCGUGGCCCUUUUUCACGGGGAAUAUUUUCGCAUCGCGCGGUCGAGAGCAGCCUCUCUCGCUUCCUCUCGAUGCGCGAAAGGCAGGUGGAGGAGUCGCGGCGCGCCGUUGAAGCCGAUCUGUCUCUCAAGGGCCGAUUCUUUCAGGCUGCAAACCCGGUGGAUUGUGUGCACAAGGGCCCACCCUCUUUAGAAUUCCCCGUCCGUAGAGGAGCGAGGAGCUCGUGUCGAAGACAAAGGCGCGCGGGGGUCGGCGCGCGAAAGGGGGUUGAAAGGAGCGAGGAGAGAGGCGCGAGGGAGAGUCGGGGACUCUCCCCCCCGUGAGGGAGGAGGCGCGGUUGAGCCCCCGAGGGGAGGUGAAAAAGCGAGAGGGAGAUAAGGAGAUAAAGGAAGAUGGGCGAGAGCUCGCCGGAUCUCAGCCUCCGGCUACGCCAGGGCAGCUCCGACUCUAGAGACUCCUUCUACAUGGACUUUGCACAGGGUAUCGAUUCCGAUAUCGAGGAAGUGACGCGGCCAGGCGACAAUAAUUCCGAUCCCAUGCUGGAAAAUCAUCUGGAGGAGAACGGGAACGACUUGCCGCCGAUUGAGGACAUUACGACAAUCCCCGAGGAGGCCUCGGAAGAAUUAAGGGAGGAGGAGGAAGCGGCCGCGUUGGAGGCUGCGCUUCGAACGCCGGACGGCGGCACGAUUAGCACGGAAAUCGAGAAACCGUCGACCGCGACGCUUAUGCAGGAUUGGCCAGGACUGCCGGUCGCGCUACCGUCACCAGCCUCACCAUCCGCGGUAAUCGUCUCGCCGGAAACACUGUCUAGACACAGCAGCAGCUCACCUUCUCGCGUUCACCGCCCACCCCAGUUUGCGUUGGCCCUACCAUGCUCCUCGCAGCCGAUUCCGGCGGUCUGCUAUCCGCCGACCUUCCUCGAGGUCACCGACGAGCGGAAGUGGAAGAACCUUGGAUGCGACGCCCUGGCGACCACUUUGAGCGCGCUGUACGGGAAACUUCUGGUUGUGAUGGGGAUCGCCUUUCCCAUGGCGGAAGUAAUAUCCACGUACAUACCGCCGUCUUUCUACGAGGCUUUCUACCUCUACCUCUACUUCGGCAGCAUGAUCUUCCUCGUUUAUAUGUACGCCAUGCUGUUCAGCGAUAACAAGACAAAACCAAAGAAGCAGAAAGACGUGUGCGAUCUGGACUCGUCGAGAUCGUCGAGCGGCGCCGGCGGCGACAGCGACGCACUUGAGACCGGAUACCCGCACGUGAAUGCGGUACGUCCGGUCCAGCACUACGGCAGCUUCUAUCUGCGGAUGGGCGCCGUGGCGUUCGGCAUCGGCUCGAUGAUCUACUCCGGGUUGGAAUUCGGCCAGUACUUCGAGCUGGAACAGAACACCAAGUGCCACAACAUCAUGCUGGCGCUCACGCCCGCUACGAGAAUGGCCUUCAUCUUCAUCCAAAUGUACUUCAUAUUCCUGAACAAUGAGCAAAUGAAGGUUUACCGUCAUCGCGUCGUUGCACGUUUCGGACUGAUGCACAUGAUCGGCACGAAUCUGUCAGUUUGGCUGAACGUUCUCGUGCAGGAAACUAAACACGAGAUCCUCACGUUCUACAAUCCGGAGAACAACUCCCUUAGAAUCUCCCACAGACUAGGCUCGAAAGGAGGCCUUCAUCUCGGCGGUCACAUUCAUGCCCAUCACGGAGAACACGUGCGGCUACCGCGCGGUCUAAAAGGUCCCCAUCACAUGUUCGAAUGCAGAAGGACGAAUAUAAUGGGAUCGCUGGUACAAGACGCCAGCCCCUUCCUCUUCCCGUGCACGAUAGAAUACAGCUUGAUUUGCGCGGCCAUUUUAUACGUAAUGUGGAAAAACAUAUCGAAAGUCGGAUUCACGCAGCCUGCAACGCCGCCGGGCUCGCGUCACCACGCACACGCCUACAGGAAAUCGCCUCACCAUUACAGCGUGGAUUGCGCCCGCGCGCACAAGGGCCUCUUCGUGGGCAUUUUGAUUCUAGUGCUGACCAUAAUCUCCCUCAUCCUCUUCUUCGUCCUCAUUUCGCGGCCCGAGCUGGUCAGCCUCGCGGUGACCGAGGUGAACGUCUGCGAGCUGACGCUCUACGGAAUGUCGACCCUGGCGACGCUGAUCGGCAUGUUCCAGAUGCGUAAACUGCGCUACGACGGCGGCAGAAAUCUGGAGCUCGACAACAUCCUCCUGGUGGCCGCUCAGACCGGCAUGUUCAUCUACUCCACGUUUACUAUUAUCGGCGGCCAUUUUACCCUCCAGAAGCACACGGUCCUCGUGCUGGUCACCGCUCUGGCCAGCGUCGUCCAGACCACCUGCCAGACCAUCUUCAUCCUGGACGCGUCGAGGCGCACGGUCGCCACCGCCGAACAGAUACGCAGGAAGCCGGGCCGCGAGAUCGUCACGUUCCUGCUGGUGACGAAUCUGGCCAUGUGGGCGAUCAACACGCUGGAGAAGUCACGGGCGGAAUCGCACCCGGUGCAGUUGCAUUUUUACGGUCUGUGGGCGUGGACGAUUAUCACCCACGUCUCCAUGCCGCUGGCGAUCUUCUACAGGUUCCACAGCACCGUGUGCCUGUGCGAGGUGUGGAAGCGGGCCUACAAGGUGAAGCCGACCUACAUGUGACGCAAGGGGUCCCGUGAGGUCAUAUGGAAAACCGGUGGGCUCCCGCAGCGUCCCAAGAGUCAACUGUCGAGGCUCGAUGUCAUCGCGGAGAAUGAUCCGGCGUAUUUCAUGUGAUCGAGAAAGACGUCGAGUCACGAGAAUUGCUUUCAAGGGGGGGAAUCCGUCGGGCGACAUUAUAAGAAGUAGACAUCAACAUCUUUAGACGGACAGAACUUUUCUUUAGACGUCCGAACAUGAUUAAAGCAUUGAUACGUACACGAGAGUUCAUAUGCACGUAAUUUGUAUCCAUUUCGAGGUAUAUUUCGAAGGAAAGCUAACGGUAUAAUAAUAAGUGGAUUCGGGGUCUCGAUAAGGGCGUAUCGAUAUCACAUACGUAAUUUGAUCACAGAAGAAGACGUCGGCAAAAAGAUACUCAUAAAUGCUAAUUGUCCCCAUAAACAGUAGGUUACUUCGUCAUUUAUCGACUGUCAGUGUUCUAGGUAGCCUAGUACGAAUUUAUUUCGUCGGAAUAAAUGUUGGCGACUCCGUGGAAUCUACACAGCGUCACUGUGUAAUUCUAAUAUCACUUUCUAAAAUGAUUCACCGUCUCGCCGAAAAGUAUCACUAUGACUCGCGUCGAAAAGAUUUCAGCAAACUCCGGAAAUGUAUAUUGAGAUCCUAUUGCUGCUAAGUCGAUUUAUCGAAACACAAUGUUAUAGUCUCCUUGAUCCCUACUCGACCACUUUUAGAGAUUUUGACUGAUGAAUAAUCUUCCUAUCCGCUAUUAAUAUCUGUAAAUAGCCUCCGAUAACUUGACCGCGUUGUAAAACCGACACAAAGAGGAAAGAUCUGCAAACCACGCGAAUGAACUUAGCAGAAUUGCAGCAUUCGUGCGAAAAAGGCACGUUGCGUGUGCAUUCAUGUCUAUCGCUUGCGAUCACAACCCCAAGCGAUAAUCCUACAGAGCAAAACUGACAGAACGAGAAUCACUGCAUGGGAGAAGCGAAUUUCAUUCGAUAAAAAAGAAAGUUCCAUCGCGAUAGCAGCAAAUAAGCGAUUUCCACUGUUAUCUCGCAUCGAUUCCGCAAUACCGUGCGAAUCGAUAGGAGAUAAGAGAAGCAUUUAUCUGUUACGUGAAGGAAUGCUUUACGAAGUGAAACAAUCACUUGUACUUCUCAGACAAUCUGUCUGAUUAGAUCCGCAACCCUCCUCGAAAUGGGGUUCAUUGAUAAAUGUUGAAUCGAUACCUGUCACAUACAUUCUAAAUUUGUCUCCUGUAGAUAUUCAAAUGACGACUUCCUCAAUUCAAUCGACCAAAAGAAACGAUCCAGUGCAGAGUCACGGAGAGACAUGAUUGAUCAUUAUCUUUGUUACACAUUUUAUUAAGGCUCGAUCGAACACAUAAUUCUGUAGGCGACAAAAUGACCACUCGUUAGAAAUAGAAGAGGCUAGAUUUUUCUUACAAUUAGAAUCAAUCUGGUUGAAACGUUCGGCAUAAGACUUCGACCAAUAUGGGAGCAAUGAAUCUUCUUCGUUCGAUAAACUUUUGUAUAUCCAUUCCGAGUGACGAGCGAGGAUUCGAGACGAAUUUCCUCUGUCGAAAGACUGAAACGAAUGUCAGGAGACUGGUCAGGGCACUAACAGUAAGCUUAAAUCCUGAUCCACUUGUGAACCGAUCGAACCGAGUCCUCUAGCUGUGUAUAACUUGAAUGUUUGGUGCUCGUAAUCCAAGACACUUGGACACUCUCACGGAUAUCCGUCUUCCACGUAGUACAAACUGCAGUUUAAACAACAACUGUCGCGUACAUGCAGACGACUCGACAGCUAAAAUAGCGACGGGAAAAGUAGAUUACGAGUAUGUUCAAUAGCGCGAAGCAACAGAGUCUUGAUAGAUUGCUAUUCGUGAAUUUUCAUGAACGUGGAUUUCGUAAACGAAAUUAUCGACCAUUUAUUGCGUGAGACAACUAGACGUAGAUCUUAAAUCCAAUUGACGAAUGAAUCUCGCAGGAAUUAGAAAUAUUUUAAUACCGACGAAAAAGAACCAACUGUAUGACUGAAAAGAACGUAUUUCUUUCGGUUUUCUAUUUAACAAACUCGAAAUCGAUUCGCACGAUCCGCGAACUUUAUAUUUUCGAGCGCCUUGCGUCCAUGUAUAAUUCAAUCAAUAAAGAAGGAACCAGAUGUAGAUAUUAAGUAUUCUAAAAGAGAAUUCAAAUCGAAGAAUUUUAGUCCUUUUAUAUCUAAAAAGAUGUACGCGCAAGGGAAGAUUUAUAAAUAUAAUUUUAGAUACAUUGUCGUAGAAACGAGACUAAUUAGCGCCGCUGUUACGAUCGCGCGUGACUUAUGAUACACGAGCAUUUUAUUGUCGACGUUGAAUUUAUAUUAUUAAGAGAAAUUUAUUUUACGCCAGGCUCAGAAAGCUCAGCGAUCAGGAUCAAAUCGAUGCACGAGUGUCUAUCGUGGGCUCGCGUAAUUUUCAAAAGUAGAACGAUAGAGAUGAAAAAGUGAAGACGUUCGAAGUAGGAUUACAGUACAACGGCUGAUCAUAUCACUAAGCCUUAAAUCCGUCAAGAAGAGUGCUGUCCGAGCUGAUAGGAGAUAAAGGGGAUCAAGAUCGAUCGCGAUCGACAUGCGAUCUCGAAAUUAGAGGCGACCUAUUCAAGUUUCUUUCAUGCUCAACCGACAGAUGUGAUGAUGACAAGAUCACACGAGCAAGCGAGAAUGAGGGAAUGAAUAAAUUGCGUGGUCACGUAUGAGUGUUGCGUGUAUGUGUGUGUGUGUGUGUUGCGAGUGCGUGCUUGUAUGAAAUAAAAGAAAAGACGGGGAGAAAGGGGAGGAAGUCGCGAGAUUUAAUGGAAACAUAGGCGUUUAUAUGAAUAAUACGUGUUUCGUGCUAGAAGCUUUGAUAUCGAUUAUCGCCGUUGCGAAUUCUAGUUAUCCGGUCGGUGCAGUCGAUCUUUUGUAAGAUAUAGUUUCUCUAAGACGGCUGUAAAUAAAUGGUGGAGAAUAUACAAUAAAGCGGAUUCUCUCGGUGUUUAGCGCUAGUUGUGUCGACAUGUUUCUUCCUAUAACGCACAUAUGUAUGUACAUGUAUACACGCAUAUGUAUAUAUGUACAUGUAUAUGCACAUAUAUACAUACAC
Vollenhovia emeryi is the source of this 6130-nucleotide messenger RNA. RefSeq names its product otopetrin-2-like. The record is from RefSeq and is a predicted model, not a curated record. The transcript is spliced from 8 exons. Gene Ontology annotation, cellular component: membrane. Bases 769 to 3009 code for a protein of 746 amino acids. Gene Ontology annotation, molecular function: proton channel activity. Gene Ontology annotation, biological process: proton transmembrane transport. NCBI's taxonomy places the organism in Eukaryota, Metazoa, Arthropoda, Insecta, Hymenoptera, Formicidae.